Messenger RNA from Acanthochromis polyacanthus (spiny chromis), 2406 nucleotides. It is a transcript of the gene emc8, whose product is annotated as ER membrane protein complex subunit 8. The record is from RefSeq and is a predicted model, not a curated record. Bases 318 to 932 code for a protein of 204 amino acids. Gene Ontology annotation, cellular component: EMC complex. The transcript is spliced from 5 exons. Lineage: Eukaryota; Metazoa; Chordata; Actinopteri; Pomacentridae.
CACCACCGGUGCCACAGAAACGAGUGGAAGGUGGAAGUAAGAUUAGCCUCUCUGGUUGGGCACCGAGUAAUUUAUGUAGCUGAAAAAGACUGUUGUGAUUCCUGAUAUUUAUAAAGCGUACAUGUACUCGUCAGAAGACAUAUCUCCGACCUUAUAUUCUGGCUGUAAGGUGGCUGCUGAAGUAGAUAUCUACUUUUCUCCGGGCAUGAUAAGUAACGAUAGCUAACGGUAGCAGUCCCUCCUCAUCGUGUAACUAGCCACUCAGCUACUCUAACAGCAGCUGUCUUUCCCCUGAUUCUGACGACUUUCUUACAAACAUGCCUAUUCAGCUGACAAGUCAGGCGUACUGUAAAAUGCUUUUACAUGCUGCCAAGUAUCCUCACAGCGCCGUGAAUGGAUUGCUGGUAGCAGAAAAAACGAAGGAGAAGAAGAAAGACAGCCACAGUGAUCCCGUCUUGUGCGUGGACUGCGUGCCUCUGUUUCACGGUACUCUUGCUCUGGCACCAAUGCUAGAAGUGGCUUUAACGCUGAUUGACACUUGGUGUAAAGAAAAUAAUUACAUCAUUGCCGGAUAUUACCAAGCGAAUGAACGCACGAAGGAUUCAAGACCAAACCAAGUUGCAGAAAAAGUGGCUGCCAGGAUUUCUGAGAACUUCAGCGACACAGCAAUUGUUAUGGUGGACAGCAGUAGAUUAACAAUGAGCUGUUUUGAGCCAAUUGUACUUAUCUAUGAUCAUCAUGAAAACAAAUGGAAAAGCAGAGAAGUAACUUCUGACUCUUUUGAGGACUGGAAUGAAGCACAGAAGAUCACGUCUGCUCUGCUCGAGGGCAGGUCCUAUGAGAACUUGAUCGACUUUGAUAAUCACUUGGAUGAUCUAAGAAACGACUGGACAAACCCUGUAAUCAACAAGUCCGUCCUGGAUCUGUGCUAAGGCCUUCUGUCAGGAGUAUUCUGGAUACACACACACAAAUAUUGCUGCCAUUUCAGCAUGCAUGAUGCUACUAAUCAUGUAGCACAGAUAUACAAAAAAAUGCUGAACUCAUAAUCUAUGUUCCAUCAAAAGGCUCGUGUACUGAUGGGAACUGGCGGAGCACCGACCAGUUAGGCCAAAAUCUCUCAAGGGCAAGCACCAUAUGUGCACUGUUGGCCUGCGUCCACCUUUACAAGGUGAUGCCGAGGUGAUAAAGGAAAUUAUGUUUUUGAAUGCAACUUAAUGUUUUUUGUUUUCCUGCAAUGGUUUGUGUUUAUUCAAAGGUAUGUGCAAAAAAAAAAAAAGUUUUAAGCAUUUGAUUUAUACAUCUACUCUUAAUUUUUGAAGCCAGUAGCAAUACAGAGAUCAAGUUCUAAAUUAUUAAAAACUUUAGGUGAUGAUUGUACUGCUAAGAUGUGAAUAUGUUCUUUAUUAAUUUCCUAGUUUGUUUUGAACCCUGAAACAAAAUUCACACAUACAAUUGUACUCUGAAGAAGUUUGUUGAAAGUUUAAUUAAAAAAAAAUCAAAGAAGAACAUGUUGAUGACACAGAACCAGACAAAUGGGAACCAUCAGCGUUUUGUCCAAUUCGAUUGUGCUAACUUCAGUUUUCUGUAGAUGCACCAGCAGCAACAAAAAGGGAAGCUCAGCUCAAGAGGUGUGACUUUUUAGUGACUAAUACUUAGACAGUUGUUUCUAUGAUGUAUGUCUUUUGUUACUGUCACUGGUGUGCUUAAGAAUGUCUUUCUCGAUGAUGAUAUACAUCUGUGCAUAUUUGCUUUUGAAGUUAACGUCUGGGAGAUUGGCUCAAAACACUAAAUCAGAUCACAGGAAUGUGUGAAUUUUGUUUUGCGUUGGAUAUCUGUUUUAAGAAAUAGACAAUAGUUUGUAUUUAUACUUAAUUGACCACUCUGAAUCCAACUAUCUUUAAAACAAUGGUUAAAAAAUUUAUAAAACAAUGCUUAAAAAAUAUUUAUUGUGCGGCUAUAGAACCAGCUUUGUAUUUGAGAUUAGAGUUGAUUAGAGAUAACUACUUCAACAAUUAUGUGGACUUUUUCUUUUUUUUUAACAGAAAUUUACUGAACUGAAUGUACAAUGAAACAGAUUUUUGAAAGGAUUUAACUCUUUGCCAGAUUUGUUUUAUGUCUUUUGUGGAGUUAUUUUGCCAUGUGUCUUAUACCACUGCCUUGACUGUUAAAAAAAAAAAAAAAAGGUUGAAAACAGUCAGUGACCAGCUCUGGGGUUGCAGCUUAAUGAUUUAGCUUUGUUCGGUUUGCUUGUCAAGGGUUGUGUUUAUGGAUUUACCGCUCUGUCAGGAACAUGUGUCAAGGUCAUGUGAUACUGCUAACAGGUAGAAUGGAGAACAAUAUGGAAGACAUUUUCUAUGUCAAUUUGCAAGACAAAAUUUCUAAUAAAUAUUUUAUGUAACAAACGGA